This is a messenger RNA of Colletotrichum chrysophilum, 2850 nucleotides long. RefSeq lists its product as uncharacterized. Bases 1 to 2850 code for a protein of 949 amino acids. The record is from RefSeq and is a predicted model, not a curated record. Lineage: Eukaryota; Fungi; Ascomycota; Sordariomycetes; Glomerellales; Glomerellaceae. Gene Ontology annotation, cellular component: equatorial microtubule organizing center; centrosome; gamma-tubulin complex. Gene Ontology annotation, molecular function: gamma-tubulin binding; microtubule minus-end binding. The transcript is spliced from 2 exons. Gene Ontology annotation, biological process: microtubule nucleation; spindle assembly; cytoplasmic microtubule organization.
AUGUUCGUGCAGGACGAAACUGCCGACGUCUUUGCGAUCCCAGAUUUCUGGGAACCACCACAGUGGGAACUUCCCAAGGACGACAAUGGUUUCUUUGCGCUUGAACUAAAUGAAACGGAAGCUUCACUACUAUGGAAGCUACCCGAAGACCAGCCGAACCAGCUCUUUGCACUUCCUACGAUAGAUCCUGACGCGGAACGAGCCGACUCGAGCGCCGCCGAUGCGCCGGAGGAAGAGCAGGAGGAACCCCUGCUUGAGAAUGGCUUUGAUCUUCGCGACCUUUGGAUGGCGCUCGACAAGCCAACGCUACGGCCGCCAGAGUACAAAACAUGGAAUCAUUUCGAGGCACCCAACUCGUCGUGGACGAAGCCCUUUUUCAUAACGGAAGCUGGCCCUGGAGCAACUGACGCUCUGAUGGGUUCUGACCAAAACCCAUUGAGACUUGAGAGUUCUGAUUUUAGUGUAGUGGAAGCGAGACCUUACUGUAACGCGCUGUUGUCUCUGGCUCUUGGCAGAGAAUCGGUCUUCUUCUCCUGGGAAGAGGAGACAGCUACGUUCAAGCCGGCUCUUCCAAAGAUCAGGAUCUCGGGCUACUCUGGAAAGACUAUCCAGGAGGUUCAGAAAGCAUGCUUAAGAUGUGGGAACACCUAUCGGCGACUACGACAAUUUGUCGAAACAACGUACAAGAAACAUCCAACACCAUGCCGGGUAGCUUUGGCAAGCUCUGUGGACAAGGCGCUUUUGGUCAUUCAGAGCAGCAUUGCCUUGCACCACCAGUCACCGAGGUCGAUUCUUCAGGUCCAGUCACUCAUUGGCCAAACGUACACCAUCCUAAAGCAGUUCGAAUCUCUAGUGGCCAAAAUACGACGUGGUCAUCUGGAUGAGGACGUAUUUGUCAUUGUAUACCAGCAAGCACAAUCGGCAGAGUAUGCCGAGAUACACCUGAGAGAUAUGAUGCGCGAGGUCUUGCGGCGGGUCUCGCGACCUUGGAUCGAGUUGGUCGAGGAGUGGAUUGGCACUCGACGUGAAGUCGGCGUUCCUUUAGGCAAGCAUGAAGUCGGCAGGCAGAAAGGCUUUAUCAAGGUCGAGUCGGAGACUUACAUUGAUGACUUCGGAGACGAGGUUGACGAGGUCGAUUACCGUUUGGACACUGAACGGAUACCCAGCUUCAUGCCUGAUGAUAUAGUCAAAUCACUGUUCGAGGUCGGACGAAACCUUCGGUUCAUCAGAACUACCCACCCGAGUCAUCCCUUGGCACAGUCAAGAACAGUCUCGUCAAGUCGACCACCUACGCUUGAGUGGCUCUUCGACUGGGAUGCCAUAGUUCUUUUAGAGAGUAAGGUUCACUCGUAUGAGCAUGAGCUGCGGGAUGCUAUUCAGCAACAUAGCCCAGAAACGCUCACUAACCUCGAGAUGCCGAGAUGGCCGAUGGGCGAUGCAGCGGGGUACCAGCUACAGUUCUUUGGUCUCGACGAAAUCCAAUUGCAGAAUCGACUGGAGGCAUCUAUACAGGACUUUGCACAGCCCAUGGGCGACUCGACUGCGGAGGAUCCGUUGGGAAUCAUCAUCAGGGAGCGCCUGGCUGAUGUCAGGACAGAGGUUGGAAACGCCGGUACCGACUUCACCCCUCAUUGGUCUCUGCUUCCAGUUCUUUCAUUCGGCUCCAUCAUCUCGGUCCAAUCAAAGGUCGUCGGCAGAGAGAGCUUGAAGUUACUGUUCACGUCCCAUGACCUCAGACAGCACCUGAGCUUGCAAAAGGAAUUCCAGCUCCUUGGAAACGGAUUCUUCUGCAGCCGCCUCUCUCACGCACUAUUUGAUCCAGACCUCGAGACGGCCGAGAGACAGGCCGGCGUCGCUCAUCAAGGUGGAGUAAUGGGCCUAAGGCUUAGUGGUAGAGACACAUGGCCUCCUGCCAGUUCAGAGCUGCGCCUAGCACUGAUGGGCGUCUUGACUGAGAGUUACGAAGGCCCUGUGAAAGGGGGCUCAUCUCAAUCACGAGACGGCGAAGCCCAUGAACUUCCCGGCGAUCUCAGCUUCGGUGUGCGAAGCCUUUCCAACGAGGAGAUCGAUAAAUGCAUGGAUCCGGAUGGACUGGAGGCACUUGACUUUCUUCGGCUGUCUUACAAGCCUCCCCAGGCAUUGGGAUCCAUCAUCACGCCAAUCAUACUGGUGCAGUAUGAUCGGAUCUUCAAACUGCUGUUGCGCGUCUUGCGGAUGCAGUACACAGUCAACCGGCUCUUCCGGGAUGUCACAGCCAGAGAGUCUGGAUGGCACGACGUUGAGGGUGUUUCGGUCCGUUUUUGCUACGAGGCUCGUCACUUUGUGGCGGGCAUCAGCAGCUACAUCUUCGACAUUGGAAUUGAGAUGCCAUGGCGGGCUUUUGGAAGUCUCCUGGACAAAGUAGAGGCAGACUUGAAAAGCGACGAGGUGACAACACUGUCAGGAUCGGCCAUCAGUCCCGAUCGCCUGCGCGAGCAGCACUCUCAGGUUCUUGAUCGGAUCAUGCUGGCACUGCUCCUGAGGAAGAGACAGCAGCCCAUUCUCAAGCUGCUCGAUGACAUAUUCAGAGUCAUACUCAAGUUUGCCAAAUUCGCGAGACUCCGGGCCGACAAGCGAAGCUCUCGUAGCCAGGGCGAUGCGACGGCCAAGAGCCUGUACAAGACCUUCAGACGAAACGUUGAGGUUUUCCUGACGGUCUGCAAAGGACUCAGCGAGAAGGGAGACUACGGCGGCAAGAAGGAUGUUGCUGGCGACAAGGAAGGUUCGGAAAGAAUCGAUGCGUUGGACAACAACCCUAUCGCUCAAUUGGUGCUGAAACUCGACAUGUUCAGUUAUUAUUCGAAGGCAUGA